AAAUAAAACAACAACAAAUGGCUGCUCAGUGUCCAGUUGAGGUGAUUAUCUCAGGAGAGUCGUCAGUUAAUACUAACGUUAAAGUUUUAUCAGUGACACCGAGUGGUCAGGCUAAAGGGAAGAAACGAGCCGUUAGCCCGGCGACUCAGCCGCUAGCACAGCCGAGCAACGGCAAUAACGGCAACAAGAGGAGGAAAGUGCAGUCAGUCCCAGCAGUCAGUCACACUCAGAUUCUUCCAGUGGAAUUGACGGAUGGAAAGUUGGUUUCUACAGCAGAUGUAGGUGCUGAACCAGUCACCAAGCCUCUGUCCUUUAAAGACCCCAAAUUUGUGCACUCUGGCAUUGGAGGAGCAGCUGCAGGGAAAAAGAAUCGAACGUGGAAGAACCUGAAGCAGAUUCUGGCAGCAGAGAGAGCACUGCCCUGGAAAAUCAAUGAUCCUAACUAUUACAACAUCGAUGCUCCUCCUUCCCUGAAACCUCCCAAAAAGUACUCUGAUAUUUCAGGCUUACCGACAAACUACACAGAUCCUCAGACAAAGCUGCGAUUCAGCUCAUCCGAAGAGUUUUCGUACAUCCGUCAACUACCUACAGAUGUAGUGACAGGAUACCUGAUGUUACGAAAGGCCACCUGCAUUGUGCCCUGAUCACAACAUGUAAAAAUGCCCAUGUUCAAUUUUUGUAAUAUAUCAAGACAACACUGGACUCGCUUCAAAUCCUGUUGAAAGGAAGUUACAGCGAGCACAUCAGUGACUUCCUGACUGUGGCACAGGAUCCCACAGACUGAUUUCUUUUCCUCUUUCUUGUUAUUGGUAAACUUUUAUACAUGUGCAGUGCAGUUUAUU
Molecule: messenger RNA, 842 nt
Organism: Clarias gariepinus (North African catfish)
Lineage: Eukaryota; Metazoa; Chordata; Actinopteri; Siluriformes; Clariidae
Gene: ino80c
Product: INO80 complex subunit C
Exons: 5
Coding region: 18-644 (208 amino acids)
Biological process (GO): chromatin remodeling
Cellular component (GO): Ino80 complex
Source: RefSeq, a predicted model, not a curated record